Lineus longissimus is the source of this 1044-nucleotide messenger RNA. RefSeq names its product zinc finger matrin-type protein 5-like. The transcript is spliced from 7 exons. Gene Ontology annotation, cellular component: U12-type spliceosomal complex. Gene Ontology annotation, molecular function: zinc ion binding. The record is from RefSeq and is a predicted model, not a curated record. Bases 67 to 717 code for a protein of 216 amino acids. NCBI's taxonomy places the organism in Eukaryota, Metazoa, Nemertea, Pilidiophora, Heteronemertea, Lineidae.
CUGUGUUGUUAGGCACUCUACACAUUUUCUCAAAAAUGAGGUUGACAGAAUUAUUAACCAGUCACCAUGGGUAAACGUUACUAUUGUGAGUUUUGUGACAAAUCCUUUGCAGACAAUCGUACCAAUAGGAAGAACCAUCUGAAUGGCUCAAUUCACCAUCGCCUUAGGAAGCAACACUAUGAUGCAUUUAAAGAUGCAACAACUAUACUUGCUGAAGAGGCCCUGAAGAAACCAUGCAAACACUUCCUUGGUGGCUACUGUGAAUUUGGUGAAAGCUGCAGAUUCUCCCACAUGACAGAAGAUAUUAGAAGGAAACUUUUACAGCAAGGUGCCAAUGCAAGUCUAAGUCAAGAAGCUGCAAAGCCUCUUUGCAGGUCUUUUGCAAGUACUGGUAAAUGUGUCUAUGGAAACAGAUGCAGAUUCUCUCAUUUGACAGAAGAAGAAAAAGCUGAAUUGCUACAGGCUGGAGCUCAAACGUCUUUCACUUCAAAAAGGAAAACGUUGAUGUCCCUGAAAGCUCCUAAAUUAGGUGACUGGCUGGCGAAGAGAGAGAAACGAUUAAAACGAGACACUUCUGAUGGUGGUGGUGAAGCAGAGGAUGACCUCCCUGAAUACACCUUACCACCUGCCUUGCAGGGGAUUCCAGAUUUACCACCAUCACUAAUUCCUCCCUCACAAGAAGACCUCAGGACUGCCCCUAGUAUUGGCUGGGGAUGAAGGGGACACUGUCUUCAAGUGUGUGUGAAUGACAAAGUUAUAGUGAUAAUUCACUGUGUUCCUGGUGACAGCUCAUUGCGAUGAAAAGUCAAGUCACCUUCAAUACUUCAGAGUGUCCUCAUGAUUGGAAACAACCUGUUUGUUAUCCUGCGUGUACAGAUGACUACUGAAAAAAAUUGAACUCUUCGAUGUAAACUCAAAAUUGCCACUGGUUCUGAAUUCUGGUUGAUACCAGUACUCCAAUUUGAACUCAAAGUAGUUGCUACCAAAAGUGUGAGUGAAAUACAAAUGAAUUAAUGUGAACUAAAGGCCAUUGCUUUAAGACAU